Molecule: messenger RNA, 4695 nt
Organism: Labrus bergylta (ballan wrasse)
Lineage: Eukaryota; Metazoa; Chordata; Actinopteri; Labriformes; Labridae
Product: zinc finger protein 665-like
Biological process (GO): regulation of transcription by RNA polymerase II
Cellular component (GO): nucleus
Molecular function (GO): DNA-binding transcription factor activity, RNA polymerase II-specific
Source: RefSeq, a predicted model, not a curated record
AUGGAUGACCGGGUUCAGCGUAUCUUGUGAGCUCCGUCUGCUUGUCUCACUUUUACAAAUACUUUACCUUCCAACUCAAUUCUAUGUGAUCGUAUGAAUCUCUAAUACACCAUACCGACGCUUUAACCAUAAAGUGCUCCGGAAACUGCAGCAUGACGACGGAAAAGAAGCUCUCUUCAGCCCGCAGUAGCUCGGAGAUUGACGAUCACGAUGAUGUUAAGAUGGAGGUCUCUACCGAGAGCUACAGAAGAAAAGACCCUUUCUCAGCAGCGAAGAACCCACCAGCAACUAAAAAGAAGGACACUGGCUCAGAGGAAGAUGUCCAGCAGCUGUUGGUGAGUAAAGAAGAACUUCCACCUGAGCAGCAGGAGUGGAGCCACAUUCUGGACCAGCAGGACACUAAGCCCCAACACAUUAAAGAAGAACAUGAGGAACUGUGGAGCAGUCAGGAGGAAGAACAGCUUCAAGGACUGGAGGAGGCUGAUACCACCAAGUUCCCCUUCACUCCUGUCUCUGUGAAGAGUGAAGAUGAUGAAGAGAAACCUCAGUCCUCACAGCUUCAUCAGAGACAAACUGAAGAGAUGGAAACAGGAGUUGAUGGAGAGGACUGUGGCGGAGCAGAACCAGAGAGAGACUCAGAUCCAGAGAGAUGUUUACAACCAGAGAUUGAGGUCAAGAUUGAAGACUCUGAUGAACCUGAGAAUGACAGUGAUGAUUGGCAAGAGACAAGAGAAGAUCUGUCAGAAUUAAACUUGAAAAAUAAGAAACUGACUGGUAAGAGACCACAUAGGUGCUCGGCGUGCGAUAAAAGAUUUAACCGAAAAGAGCAUCUGACCAGACACAUGUUAGUUCAUUCAGGAGAGAAACCCUUCAGCUGCCCUGAGUGCAGAAAAAGAUUUAACCGAAAACAGCAUCUAACCAGACACAUAUUAGUUCAUACAGGAGAAAAACCCUUCAGCUGCUCUCAGUGUCAGACAAGAUUUACCGAUAAGUCUACUUUGAGAUAUCACAUGGAAAAUCACAGAGGGGAGAAACCUGUUAGUUGCUCUAUUUGCAGUGAAGUAUUCCAACAAAAAGGAGCCCUUACCCAACACAUGUUAGUUCAUAAAGGAGAGAAAGUCUUCCGCUGCCUUCAGUGCGGAAAGAGAUUUAAACAAAAAGGGUCUCUGACCAGACACAUGUUAGUUCACACUGGAGAAAAACCUUUUAGCUGCUCUCAAUGUGAGAAAAGAUUCACUGAUAGGUCUAGUUUGAAGUAUCACAUGGCAACUCACAGAGGGGAGAAACCAUUCAGCUGUCUUGAGUGUGGUAAAAGAUUUUAUCUGCAAGUAAAUAUGACUACACACAUGAUUACUCAUACAGGAGAAAAACCGUUCAGUUGCUCUGAGUGUGGUAAAAGUUUUAACCAGAAAGGCCAUCUGACCACACACAUGUUAGUUCAUACAGGAGAGAGACCCUUCAGUUGCCCUGAGUGUGGUAAACGAUUUAACAGAAAAGAGCAUCUGACCACACACAUGAUGAUUCACACAGGAGAGAAACCCUUCAGCUGCUCUAUUUGCAGUAAAGCAUUUCAACAAAAACGAGCCCUAACCCAACACAUGUUGGUUCACACUGGAGAAAAACGCUACAGCUGCUCUCAGUGUGAGAAAACAUUUACCCAUAAGGCCAGUCUGACAUAUCACAUGAAAUAUCACAGAGGGGAAAAACCCUUCAGUUGCCUUGAGUGUGGUAAAAGAUUUUACCUGCAAGGAAAUCUGACUAUACACAUGAUUACUCAUACGGGAGAAAAACCCUUCAGUUGCUCUGAGUGUGGUAAAAGAUUUAACAGAAAAGAGCAUUUGACCACACACAUGAUGAUUCACACAGGAGAGAAACCCUUCAGCUGCUCUAUUUGCAGUAAAGCAUUUCAACAAAAACGAGCCCUAACCCAACACAUGUUAGUUCACACUGGAGAAAAAGCCUUCAGCUGCUCUGAGUGUGAGAAAAAAUUUACCCAUAAGGCCAGUCUGACAAAUCACAUGGCCAAUCACAGUGGGGAGAAUCUAUUCAGCUGCCUUGAGUGUGGUAAAACAUUUGACCUGCAAGGAAAUCUGACUCGACACAUGAUUACGCAUACGGGAGAAAAACCCUUCAGCUGCUCUGAAUGUGGAAUACGAUUUGGAAGAAAGGGGAAUCUGAAGAGACACAAUAAAGUUCACACAAGGGAGAAAACAAAAAAAGUCUAAUCUGACACCUUACAUGCACCCCGCUUUGGUAGGCUGCCCAGGUAUCUUUUCUGCCUUUACCUUUCAGCAUUGAAAACAAACUAGUAGAUAAUUGAUCGCCGUCGCUUUGUACCCCUUGCUGCUGAUGUAAAAAAUGAUUCAGAUGUGUUAAGAUUCACAUCGGUACUCUGAAAACUGAACCACAAUAAUAAGGGGGGGGGGUCAGCAGCUGCAGAGCAGAGGCGGUUGGCAGCUAGAGAGGAAGAAUCUGACUUUAAGGAUGCACCACCGUCUUGUAAAUCAGAGGUGUGGAAGCAUUUUGGAUUCCCCAAGACAGAAAAUGAAAGAGGUGAGAAGAUAACAGACGAGACAAAAACAAUAUUACAAGAAGACAGGGAACUGCACAAAUAGCAUAACCAACAUGAUGCAGCAUUUCAUCGACACCACAAUGAGAAGCUGCCAUCACCUCCCCUUGUUGAGAGAAAACAAACAUUAACAGGCCAUACCACACUGAAAAGCGGGUUAGCAGCCCCUAAAGGAAUCUAUUUCAGUCAUCAUUUUUCUACAGUCUCAUUUUGUAAAAUGAAUCAUGAGAAUCGUAUCGUGAAUCGUAUCGUAUUGUGAGUUUAGUCCCUCCAGGAUUUUGUGGACUUUUUGGGGGAUUGUUGCAGCCUAAAAUGCCCGAUUUUGUAGCAGCUUUUCAAUAAAAUUGCAAUGCAAGUUGCGAUGUUUUUAGAUGUUUUUUUGCAAUUAAAUUGCGCCGGGAAGCGAAAAUUGCAACACUAGUUGCUAUUUUUUAAUGUUAAAAAAAAAAUGGAGACUUUUUAUUAUUUUCCUACACAGGCUUUAAUGUGAUUGAGUGAUGCCUAUAUGUUUAACCUGAGCAGAGCCAUUCGCUUUGUGAAGUUACAUAUUCCUCUGCCUCACUCAGUGACACUCACUCACUCACUCACUCAUUCACACACACACAAACACAAACACACACCCUCUUCAUCUGAUUUUAUUACACAUCCAAAUUAAUAUUUUGCCUUAAACUUUUAAAACACAUUUUAUGACUGUGUGUUCCUAACUACUUAAAUUAAUACACACACACCGUUUGUUUGACAAUCAGACAAGCUCUAUCCAUGCUUAUUUAUUGAACUCGCCUUUCAGCACUUCAAUCUGGAUGUAGCAGCCUCUGUCACUGUGAUUGUGCAUUUCAGUCAUUCUCCUGGUGUGUUUUGUGGUAGAUCAAUGACUUUCCACUACAAUGUUGCACGGGGUGCAAAAAAGUUUUCCCCUGCUUCCAGGAACAUCAGGGAAUUACCUUGCACGGUCCUUAGCUGUAGUUUUUGUAGGUAAAUGUGCGACGUUUGUGUCGGACAUGUCUCCACAAAAAAUGUCUCAUCCAAGGGAAAACAGGAAAAAGUUACAGAACCACUGCCUUCAAAAGACAUGGGCAGAAGAAAAUAAGAAUACCUUCUUAUGAUCAUAGGAAAUGUUUCUUGGUUUCUGGUGUGCACCUGAAACUAUUUUUUUCUGCUAACUUUCCCUUAGGGGCUCCGCUUCUUUAUGAAGUAAAAAAUCAAAAUCUCCAACAUGAGAAUAAAGGGGAGGUCUGAGCAGACUCUGCCAAUGACUUUCCUUAAAACAUCUGGCGCUGAACCAUCUUGUUCAGUUGUCUUUUUGUUCGUGUUCUUCUUGGUUUUCAGUCUCUCCAUUCUGUCUUAUGUCUUGUCAUUUUAUAUUUUACGGAUGAACUCUCCUUUUCUCUAUGUUUGACCUACUGAUUCUUCUUCUCUAAACCGUUAUCUCCUGUCUACUUUUAUCGUGUCCUGUCUAAGUUUAUUUUGAUAGAUCCAUCCGAGCCUUCACUAUCAGUUUUGAUGCAGCGAACCAAAACUCUUGUCUGUCAGAAACAGUGACAAUAGCUACGUAUUUAAUGAUAUUAUUAAUGACGAUAAUGAGGAUGAUGACGAUGGUUUUGCCUCUGUGCAUUGGCUGUCAGCACCCUGUCCCAUCAGAUUUAAAGCUGUUUGUUUGCACUUACUGACUGUUUCCUCCUUUCUAGAUCAUUGCUUGUGUUGUACUUACUCUCUGUUGCUUCUCUGGACACACUGUGGUCUGGUCUCUCUCCUGUAUGACUUCUCAUGUGGCUGUUAAUACUGAGGACUCACUAGCAGUCCAGUAGUCCAUACAUACAUACACAUCAAAGUGUCGAACCAUUUAAUAUCUUUCAUGUCAUUUCUUUUUUUUUACAUAAUGAAAUGGAAAGCAGUAUUGAUAAAUAUUGCUGUCAAGAAUUCGUACCCAUCCCUAGAUUUAAAACUCCUGUGCAAUGGUAAAAGUGAUCCAAAAGAAUCCAAGUUAUCAACAUCACUCAUAAGUAUGUAUUGACUAACAGAUGCAUAACUGCAGUUAUAAGGAAUAUACGACAUUAACAUAACCUGUUUCUACUUUUGACAUUGAUGUUUUGUUGGAAAUAAAUAAUAAAUGGUAUAUGGAAAAAACA